This is a messenger RNA of Sipha flava (yellow sugarcane aphid), 1774 nucleotides long. RefSeq lists its product as uncharacterized. The coding region runs from base 385 to 1407 and encodes 340 amino acids. The transcript is spliced from 8 exons. The record is from RefSeq and is a predicted model, not a curated record. NCBI's taxonomy places the organism in Eukaryota, Metazoa, Arthropoda, Insecta, Hemiptera, Aphididae.
GUCCGCGGCGUGUAUCCUGCACUCACCUAUAACCAUGGUAUACACAAUAGUGUACGCAAGCAGCUACUGAACUACUGCACGCCGCAUCGUGUCCUGCAGUGGGUUUGGAUGCGCUAGCCCAACUCUACAGUUUCAGUUUGAUGUCCACGUGAUCCGCACACACUCCAGUCACGGCUACGUUCCGCUUUACGCGAUCAUCAUUCGCGAAAAUUAAACAAAACAUUUUCUACCGAUUCAAUUCCGCAAUACAAAUAUAAUUAUACCGUCUUGUAUACUUGUCCAUUGUCCCGCGGAAGCGUUGCGUUCGUUUAACGCGAUUUUCGCAUGAGAUCAAUCGUACGAAAAUAAAACUAAGUCGUUUUAUUUUGCCAAGAUAUCAUCAUCAUGAAGCAAUCAUACACUGUAAUUUUGAUGGCCACAUUAUCCUUAAUAACAACUGAAGCUGCUCACAUGAUUUACGCACAAAAUUGUGGUAAAGAAGAGUACAAUCGUUGUAUUUCUUUAGCUGAUCCACUAGUGAAAGAUCCUCAUUUCAUUUACCCUGGAAAUUUAAAAGAUAUCGAUAACAUAUGCAGGACUUGGACUCUAUUUGUCGAUUGCACAAAGAGAUACACUGAACAUUGUUUCGAGGAGAGUAAACGAAAAGUAUUUAACAAAGCUGUGGAAAACUCUAUUGAAUUAGUCCAUAAGAUGUGUACAUCACCUCAAUAUCAAACAGAAUAUUUGAAACACGCAUCGUGUUUACGAACUACACUGUUUGAUGAUUCACGGUGUGGAAAACAUUACCGAUCUUUAGCAAGUUUUAUUUCAAACGAAACUAGCGGACCUAGCAUUUGUUGCACUCAUCAUAGAUUCCGAGAAUGUGUGCUUGACCAAACACGAAGGACUUGCAACCAAGACGAUGAUUCGUUUACACAAGAGUUAUUGGACAAAGCAUUUGGAUUUUUCCGCAGCCAAUGUAUAGAUUACGUGCCUAAUCAAGAUGAAUGUCCUGGAUAUGAAUAUUAUAACGCAAUGACCACUAAUAGGUGGCAAGAUGACAAGGAAAAAGCAGCGCCAAGUCCUACCCCGUGGUCCUCGACGAAACGGCAGGACAAUUGGAGACCGGAGCAGAACACCGGUUGGCCCAGCGCCGCAGGGUCAUCGACGGUAGGCGGCGAAAGGACCAGCAGGGGGCACACCUUACAGGGUGCAUCGUUUAGCACACCGACAUGGCAGGUAUCGGCGAGCGGCAGCUCCGUGCAGUCUACCAAGAAGCCAGAUAACACCAACUACAUGAGCAAUGUGAUCGACGAGCCCAACCAACAGGGACUAGCCCAAACUGGAGCUGGACCCGGGCCCAAUAUACCGAACACCAUAGCCGUGGCGAUUCCUGUACUGUUAGCGUUGACAAAAAUCAUCUUCUGAACCUACAUACCGUGGAAAUCAACACGAUAUACUUGUGCGUUCACGAUACCAUUGAGUACUUCAUUUUAGGAACCCUCCGAGAUACUUUUACGGUUUUUUUUUUUUUUUAGUUUUAAUAUGUUCGAUUAAAUUAAAUGGAUUUAGCCACCAUACAAAUGCUGCGGUUUACGAAAAUCAUAUUAUAUUAUAAGUUAUACAGUGAAACCUCUGUUCGUGGAUACUUAUCAAUCGCGGACACGUCUAGUUUAGACUUAGAGCUUCUGAACAGUGAACUCCCUAUAAUAUGUAACAAACCCAGCCCCUAAGAAUUAAAUAAUAAUUGACAUUCUGUGGAAAAUAGAAAUAAAGAUAUAUAUGUAUAUUGUAU